AUGACUUCACUGGCGUUCAUCUUCCUGCUCUCCUUCCUCUCAGCUGAAGCUGCAAGAAGCAAAUAUCCUCCCAAAGCAGCAAGUAACCCCGUGUUCGGACCACGGCAGGUAUAUGGCCUGAUCGAUGGGUCAGUUACCGUGAAGUGCUUCUACCCACCCACCAAGGUGAACAGGCACGACAGAAAAUACUGGUGCAGGGAAUCAUCCCGGAACUGCCUGACCGUUGUCUCCUCCAACGGCUACACGUCCCCGAGCUACCAGGGCAGAGCCUCCAUCAGCGACUACCCGGAGCAGGGCGUCAUGGUGGUGAACGUCUCGCACCUGGCACUGUCAGACAGAGGCACCUACCAGUGCGGGAUCGGUCUCAAUGGCAGAGCGCUCUCCUACAAAGUCAGCCUGGACAUUUCUGAAGGUCCGAACGUCCCCGAGGAGGCUGAGCUCUUCUACGUGGAGCUGCACGGCUCCGUAACCAUGACGUGCAGCUUUGGGACGGACACUGUCAGCAUGAGGAAGUUCUUGUGCAAGAUGGAGAAGAGCGGCUGCCGCAACAUCAUCGACACGUAUGGGAAGAUCGAUGAGGAGUUCACAGGCAGAGCCCUGCUGAGCAAUGAGGACACCAAAGGUGCAUUCAGUGUCAUGAUAACCCAGGUGGACUGGGAAGACGCAGGCUUGUACCUGUGCGGGGUUGGCUUCUACGGGGAGUCUGGAGAAACGAAAGAGCUGGAUUUGCAUGUCUAUGAGGGGACAAACGUUCCUCAGGGAAAGAACACAGUAAUCGGAGUCAAAGGAAGUUCAGUAACUAUUGAAUGUCACUAUGAUCCCGCAAAAAAUUACUCGCUCAAGUACUUGUGCAAGUGGAGAAACAAUGGAUGUUCUCGGAUCAUAGAAAACACCGGCUUCGUUUAUGACACUUACGAAGGAAGAGUGGCCAUGUUCGACAACCCGCAGAACGGCACGUUCAGCGUUGUCAUGAACCAGCUGCGUGAGACCGACAAAGGCUAUUACUGGUGCAUGACAAAUGAUGAAAGGGAGAGGAAGUCAUCGAAGGAGCUGAAGAUCAUAGAAGGAGAGCCUGGAUUAAAGGGGAAGGAGGAAGUGCUGGCAGAAGUGGGCUCGCGGGUCGAUUUAACGUGCUCUUACCCGUGCAAGUACUACUCCUACGGGAAGUACUGGUGCAAGUGGAGCAACAACGGCUGCUCCCCCUUGUCUGCCUCUGACCAAAGCCAGCCAGGGGUGGACGUCAACUGUGACACCGCCAACAAGACACUCGUCCUAACCUUCGACUCGGUGACCACGAUGGACCAAGGGUGGUACUGGUGCGGAGUGAAGCGCAACGGCCGCUACGGGGAAACGCUGGCAGUGUACCUGCAGGUGGCUGGAGAGAAAGCUGCUGAACUCAACCCAGAGCUCCUGAAUUUGGACACUUCCAGCAAUGCCGUGGCUCCCAGCAAUGCUGUUCCCCAGGGGAGAGCCUUCAGCAAUGCUGGGGUGCAAAGCGCAGCUGCCUCCGAAAGCUCUGAACCAAGUUCUGGCUCCAAUGCCCUUACUGUAGCCCUGGCCUCCUCUGGUGCAGCAGUCGUCGUCCUCGGUGCAGCUUUUGCUGUGUUUAAAUACCGGCAGAUCAAGAGAUCAGACCUGGUGUCCGUGGGGAGCUACAGAACCAACAUCAGCAUGUCAGACUUUGAGAGCGUGAAGGAGUACGGAGCAAACGAUAACACCUGCAUGAAAGAGAGCCAGGAGACUCAGCUGGGAGGGGACGAAUUCAUCACCACCACAGCCAGUGUUGAAAGCGCAGCUGAGACAAAGAAGGCGAAAAGGGGCUCCAAGGAGGACGCCGACCUCGCCUACUCUGCCUUCCUCCUCACCUCCAACGCCAUCGCCCAGGGCUGUCCCCCCGGGGACAGCGCGGCUCCGGCCACAGCCUCCCCGGCCUGGGAUGGCCAGGUCUGA
Cygnus atratus (black swan) is the source of this 1950-nucleotide messenger RNA. It is a transcript of the gene PIGR, whose product is annotated as polymeric immunoglobulin receptor. Gene Ontology annotation, molecular function: transmembrane signaling receptor activity. The transcript has 11 exons. NCBI's taxonomy places the organism in Eukaryota, Metazoa, Chordata, Aves, Anseriformes, Anatidae. Gene Ontology annotation, cellular component: plasma membrane. The coding region runs from base 1 to 1950 and encodes 649 amino acids. The record is from RefSeq and is a predicted model, not a curated record.